CUCAAUCACACGCAAGCAAAGCACCCUUCGAGUCUCUAUCUCUCUCUCUCUCUCUAUCUUGCUGGGGCACACAACCACGGAAUCUGAUCGGAGAAGGAAGAGGAGAUAAGCCCCCCCACCCCCACCAUUGUUCUGUAGUUCAUUGGCAAUGGCGCCGGCGGCGGACUCGAGCAAGACGGCGAAGCUGGAGCGGUACAACAGCUACAUCCGCCGCGUGAACAGCACCAAGCUCCUCAACGCCUCCUCCAAGCUCCUCUUCCGCGCCACCCUCCUCAUCGCCCUCGUCCUCGUCCUCUUCUUCACCCUCAACUACCCCCCGCUCUCCUCCGACCACGUCGUCCCCCACCGCCGCUCCUUCCUCUCCACCGCCUUCUCCUCCGCCGGCGGCGCGGCCUGGGAGAAGCAGGUCCGCCACUCCUCCACCCCGCGCCGCCCCAACGGCUUGUCCGUCCUCGUCACGGGGGCCGCCGGUUUCGUGGGCUCCCACUGCUCCCUCGCCCUCAAGAAGCGCGGCGACGGCGUCCUGGGCCUCGAUAACUUCAAUGACUACUACGACCCGUCCCUGAAGCGCGCCCGCCAGGCGCUGCUGCAGAAGCACCAAAUCUUCAUCGUGGAGGGCGACCUGAACGACUCUCCGCUGCUGACGAAGCUCUUCGACGUCGUCCCCUUCACCCACGUCCUCCACCUGGCGGCGCAGGCCGGCGUCCGCUACGCCAUGCAGAACCCCCAGUCGUACGUGGCCUCCAACAUCGCCGGCUUCGUCAGCCUCCUCGAGGUGUCCAAGAACGCCAACCCCCAGCCCGCCGUCGUGUGGGCGUCGUCGAGCUCCGUCUACGGCCUCAACACCGAGAACCCCUUCUCGGAGCUCCACCGCACCGACCGCCCCGCCAGCCUCUACGCCGCCACGAAGAAGGCCGGCGAGGAGAUCGCCCACACCUACAACCACAUCUACGGCCUCUCCCUCACCGGCCUCCGCUUCUUCACCGUGUACGGCCCGUGGGGCCGCCCCGACAUGGCCUACUUCUUCUUCACCAAGGACAUCCUCCAGGGCAAGCCCAUCGACGUGUACCGCACGCACGACGAGCGCGACGUGGCCCGCGACUUCACCUACAUCGACGACGUCGUCCGGGGCUGCCUCGGCGCCCUCGACACGGCCGAGAAGAGCACCGGCAGUGGCGGCCGGAAGAAGGCCCCCGCCCAGCUCCGGGUCUACAACCUCGGCAACACCUCGCCCGUCCCGGUGGGGCGCCUGGUGGCCAUCCUGGAGUCGCUACUCGGGACCAAGGCGAAGCGCCACGUCAUCACGAUGCCGCGCAACGGGGACGUGCCCUUCACGCACGCCAACGUCAGCCUGGCGUGGCGGGACUUCGGGUACAAGCCCACGACGGACCUGGCGACGGGGCUGCGGAAGUUCGUCAAGUGGUACGUCGGCUACUACGGGGUCCAGCCGAGGGCGAAGAAGGAAGCCCGCCUCAGCGCCACCAGCACCGACCGCCCCGAGGAAUCCGACUGAUCUCGAUCACGUUCACUUGGUCAUGGUGGUGGUGGUGGUGGUUUUCGCCCAUCUUCGCUUUCUUACUCAGUUCAAUAUUUUUUUUCUUUCCUUUCUUCAUAUUAUUACGAUCUUCGUGGGAUCGAAACUGUGUCUAAAUUAUUUCAACAAAAACAAUGUCAAAUUCGCCUGUAAAAGAGGGGGGACUCAUGGGUGUUUUCUUUGCUGUAGCAUAUUUUUAUAUAGGGGAGGGGGAAGAGAUGAUUAUAUAUAAAUAGAUUGUUCCACCACAUAGAGAAUAGAGAACAUAAAUAUUGUGAAGAAGAUGAAGAUGAAGAAGAAGAAGGGAUAAGAGGGAGAGAGGGUGUAGAUCUGUGAACUUUGGGAGGGGCAUGGGGGGAUUGUAAUAAUGUGCGGUAGGGUCUACCAAAAAGGGUGGUAGAUCACCGCUUGAUUGUUGUAACCCAAUGAAAGAAAGAGAGCACAAAAAAAAAAAAAAAAAAGAUGCAAAAGAAUUGUGAUUGAACAGCAAUAUGUUGGGCAUCAAGAUUCUUCUA
Molecule: messenger RNA, 2049 nt
Organism: Syzygium oleosum
Lineage: Eukaryota; Viridiplantae; Streptophyta; Magnoliopsida; Myrtales; Myrtaceae
Product: UDP-glucuronate 4-epimerase 6
Exons: 1
Coding region: 149-1513 (454 amino acids)
Source: RefSeq, a predicted model, not a curated record